AUGGACAGCUCUCCCGCCUCGCCUUUGGCCCCCAGGGAUCCCAGCUCCCCUGAAUCUUCGAUCGGCGAACAAAUCGCCACUCUACAGGCCCAGCUUGCCGCUCUGCAGGCCUCGCAACCCGCCGCCGCCGCAGCCGCCGCACCCCCGGCCGUCACCAUCGUGCCGGGGAACGCCGCCACCGCAUCCAAGGUCGUGUUUCCCAAGCACGCUCGUCUGGACGGCCCCAAGUCGUUCACCAACUGGUUGCGUCAACUCCGUCUUGCACUCCCGAACCAGGUUCGUGGUUACGUUCUCGACGGUGUCGUUCCCCCGACCUGGACCGCCGACCAGCUUGCCGCACGUGACGACGCCGCCCGGGAAAUCAUCGUUGGCUCUAUCGACUCCGCCGACGUAUCGGCCACCCUCGACGCCAUCCCCAGCGACGACCUGUCGGCACCGCGCAUCUUUGCCGCUCUCAAGGCUCGUUUUGCACCGGACGACGCUACACGCACUCUCGAGUUGUUCGCUCGCCUUUGGGACUUCAGGAAGAUGCCUGCCUCCGUCGAGGCCUACGACACUUGGCUACGCGAGUACAUGUCGAUUGCUCAGGAAAUACGCGACGCCAAAACAUCGCUCAACGACGUGCUCGCCACCCACGUGCUCGCCAUGGUCCCGUCUUGCCUCGACAGCUUCCGACUCACGUUCACGGACGAGCAGCGAAACCGACGCGACCUUCCCGAACUCACGACGCUUACGGACCGCAUUCGCAUCCAGCUUCGUUCGGCAGGACUCUCGACCUCGCAUUCGGCCAUGCUUGCCACGCGCUCCCCUUGCCCCGCCUGCCGCGCUCCCGGUCACCGCCUGCGCGACUGCACUUCACGUGCGAAGCACCCGCCCACCGGCCCCUGCCGCCGAUGCCACAAGAAAGGUCACUGGGCACUCGACUGCAAGAACCGGGGUGAACAGGCACGUAGCAGCGACGACACCCAGGACGACACGUCUUCCUCCGCGGCCUCGCAACCGAACGUCGGCUAUUUCGCCUCCUGUCUCUUCGCUCGUCGCCAACUCCCAACUGACGCCUUUGUAGUCGAUUCGGGUGCCACGACACACAUGGUCGCCGACCGAUCUCUAUUCACGACUUAUCGUCAGACGGCACACACCAAGAUCGGCGGCAUCGCGGGCGGCAUCACGGCUAUCGGCAUGGGGGACGUGGCAUUCGUCGCCAAGACUGGACACCCGAUCACGCUCCGUGGUGUUCUUCACACGCCUGGCCUACACGUCAACCUCCUCUCUGUCUCUCGCCUCUGCGACACCGACCGCGUUCGUCUCGCCUUCACCAGCGACGGCAUCGACAUCGCCAAGGACGGCCGGGCCAUUGCUCACGGUACCAGGGUCAACGACGGUCUUUACCUUUUGGACGCGGAUCACACCAAGUGUCAGCAUCUUGCCUUCCUCUCACGCUCUGAGUCUCCCGUGCCCCUGCUUACCCUACACCGCUGCCUCGGCCAUCUUGCCCCAUCCUCUAUACAGAAGAUGAUUGCUGCAGGUUUGCUGGACGGGUUUGGGGCCGGGUACAGUGACAAAGACGUAGAGGAGUUUGUUUGCAAUGCUUGCCUUGGUUCCAAAGGUCACCGCCUUCCCUUUCCCGACUCUGAGUCGCAUUCCGCCGAGAGACUUGGCCUCGUGCACAGCGACGUCCUGUCGUUCCCCACUCCGUCCUUGACCGGGAAGCGCUACCUUGUCACGUUUCUAGACGACCACUCUCGCAAACUCUGGGCAUAUGCGAUCGAUCACAAAAGCGAUGUUUUCCCGACCUUCCAGACUUGGCUCGCCGAAGUGGAGUUAGAGACGAACGCGCGGUUGAGGAUCCUUCGAACCGACAAUGGCGGGGAGUACCGAUCAAACGCAUUCACGGAGUUCUGCAAAUCCAAGGGCAUUCGUCGUCAAUACUCUAUCCCUUACACGCCUCAACAAAACGGUCGCGCCGAACGUGUCAACCUCUCCAUCGUCGAGGGCGUCCUCGCUCUCCUUGCGGACGCCCGUCUGCCGGCCACCUUUUGGGAUGAAGCGGCUGCGUAUUUCGUUUAUUGCAAAAACAGGUGCUCACACUCAGCUUUGGCCAAACAGACUCCAGAAUCCGUUUGGAACGGCCAACGCACCACCGCCACCGCCCUCCACCCGUUCGGCUGCACAGCCUGGCUCACGGUCGCCCCGGACCUUCGCAGCAAGCUCGACCCCAAGGCCGCGCGCGUGAUCUUCACAGGUUACGACCUCGCCUCCAAAGCUUUCCGUUUCUUUGACCAUUCCAUCAACAAGAUUGUACUUGGUCGCAAUGCCACCUUCCUCGACGACGACUUCCCCGGCCUGCCAGUCACCACGCCCGUCGAUGCAGACGACACCGACCGUCAGUUCGUCGUUCCCGCCGACACGCCCGCCCCUGCCGUCAAGACGAGGACCCCACUAGUAAGGUCGGCGCACAUGGACGUCUCAUCCUCCCUUGAUGAUUCUGCCAUGAGCGCCGUUGACGUGGCCCCAGGGUACACUGGCGGAACCUUACUUAAUUCCACAGAUACCGAAUCGUCCUCGUCACCGUCUCCUGAGCCGUCCUCGUCACCGUCGCCCACAAACCCUUUGUCACCGUCGCCUGCGCUGUCACCGUCGUUGGCAGCGUCAUCGUCACCCUCGGUCUCACCGACCGACUCUGACUACUCCGCCGACCCUCUGGACCUCAUCGGCUCACAGACCCCGACUCGCCUUGGCCCACCGGACGUGCACCGCCCAGACUUCAGCACGUACCGUGAGCCCGCAUCGGCUGAGGAGUCGCCCGACGAACUCGACAUCAUUGGGCGUCACUCGCGCGAUGAAUCGCCGGAUGAAAUCGAUUUCCUCACCCAACACCACCGCGCCUUCAUCGCCACAGACGACGACGACCCCACCCUCGACGCCAUCGAGCCCGUCAAAUCGAUCACUAGCGACCCCCAGACCUGGCGCGAAGCAAUGUCCAGCGACGAGCACAACAUCUGGGCUGAGGCCGCCGCCGCCGAGUUCACCGCCAUGCGCGACGACUUCAAGGUGUUCACCAUCGAGCCUCGCUCAUCUGUACCGCCGGGCGCCACCAUCGUCACCUCCAAAUUCGUCUGGAAGACCAAGCGCAACGCAAGCGGUGAAGUCACGGGGCGGAAGGCACGUCUUGUAGCGCAGGGUAACCGACAGCGCGACGGCAUCGACUUCUCAGAAACCUUCGCACCCGUUGCCCGUUUCUCCUCCAUUCGCUGCCUCCUGGCUCUUGCCGCUGCCAAUGGCUACCACGUUCAUCAGGCCGACAUCGACAAGGCUUACCUCCACGGCGAGCUCGAUCAUGAUAUCUGGAUGACGACACCACGCGGUUUCGACUUCCCGAGCGAUAAGGUUCUCCGGCUGCGACGCUCAAUCUACGGUCUCAAGCAGGCCGGUCGCAUCUGGAAUCGUCACAUUGACACAUCACUCAGGAAUCUGGGGUACAAGGCAACAGGCACUGAUCACUGCAUUUACUCUCGCAUUGACGAUCAGCAGCGGCCUCACUAUAUCGCCUUGUAUGUCGACGACCUCCUCAUUGUCAGUCCAGCCCUCGACGAGAUCGAACGUGUCAUCUCCGGCCUUGAACAGCGGUACGGCGUCAAACGACUCGGCCCCGCGGAGUACAUCCUCGGAAUCCAAAUACGCCGCCUGGACGACGGUUCCAUUGCUCUAUCCCAGGAGCGCUACAUCAUGGACGUGCUGGCCCGUUUCCACUUCGACACCACGACACGCGGCACUACGGUGCCGAUGACGCCCGGCCUCUCGCUCACGGCAAUUCCGGGUCAGGGAACGGAGCGCAUUCGUUCGUGGUACCUACAGGCCAUCGGCUCCCUCCUCUACAUCUCCCUUGGCACUCGACCCGACAUUGCCUUCGCCGUCUCGUACCUGUCCCGGUUCGCCAACAACCCCGGCCGCCGCCAUUGGAUUGCCGUCAAACACGUCCUUCGCUACCUUCGCGCCACGUACCGCGAUGAGCUUCUCUAUGCCCGCGGCCCAGCAAAAGUCACGGGUGUGGUUGGUUAUUCUGAUGCGAACUGGGGCGCCUGCGUCGACACAUCCAUUUCAACGAUGGGCUACGUAUUUUACUUGGCAGGCGCCGCUGUCUCUUGGUCGUCGAAGCGUCAGACUCGGGUAGCGGAUUCCACCACUGAUGCCGAGUACCUGGCCUUGUCGCACGCGGGUAAGGAAGCGAUCUACCUUAACCAACUCCUCUCCGAGCUCCACGUUUGCCCAAUCGCUGCAGCUCACAUCUUCACCGACAACGAGGCCGCGGCCGCCGUCGCUCACGACCCCGUUCGCACCUCCGGCACCCGGCACAUUCGCCUCCGCGAGCAUUUUGUCCGUGACAUGGUCAAUCGAGGUGAUAUCUCUCUCUCACACGUUGGCACAGCAGACAUGGUUGCGGACGUAUUCACCAAGGCGCUAGGCCCCAAGAUUUUUGGUACACAUUGCUAUGCUCUAGGCCUCCGGACGCGACAUCCACGGCUCAAGUCUACCUCGCGUUCGCGUGGGGGGGGGUGUGAGGAAUCCACUCUCCGCUCGGCUCAGGACUUAGGCGCGCGGAGCGAACCGGGCGCGGACUUAGGCGCGCGGAGUGAGCCGGGCGCCCCGGCCCAGGACUUAGGCGCGCGAAGCGAGCCUGGGACUUAG
Molecule: messenger RNA, 4686 nt
Organism: Microbotryum saponariae
Lineage: Eukaryota; Fungi; Basidiomycota; Microbotryomycetes; Microbotryales; Microbotryaceae
Source: the annotation of a GenBank genome assembly